UUCCUAGGCGUGCCCAGGUCUUAAGCUCUAGGUGGUGGACAGGGGACGGGCACGCGGGAGGUCUUGCGAUGGGAGAGGGCCACGGAGACACUUUCGAGGGGGUGAGCACAGACCGCCUGAAGCUGGAGCUGCUGGAGGAGAUCCACAUGAAGGAUGUCGUGCAGCUCUCUACACUUGAGAUACGGCAUAAGAUAGCAGAGCUGGAGGCCAACCUCAACUGUGAUCUUGCAGGCAGUGAGUGGAAAACCCGGUAUGAGACCCAGCUGGAGCUGAAUGACCAAUUGGAAAAACAAAUCGUGUCUUUGAAAGAGAAAAUGGAAAAGAUCCGUGGGAACCCUUCAGAUCGACUGUCUUCCAUUCGUGUCUAUGAGAGGAUGCCGGUGGAAUCUUUAAACGUAUUACUUAAACAACUAGAAAAAGAAAAAAGGAGUCUCGAAAAUCAAGUGAAAGACUAUGAACUUAAACUGGAGCAGGAGUCAAAGGCAUACCACAGGACCAACAAUGAGCGCCGUUCAUACAUCGCGGAAAUGACUCAGGUUUCUGGCUUAAAUCAAGUAUCUAAGAGGCAACAGAUGGACCCGCUGCCUAGAAUGAAGGAAAGUCCUGUGAAAACGUACGUCUAGUGGAAGACACAAUUCCAUGAAUCAGAAGACAACAAAUGCCAAGAAAGGACAAGUUAAAAAAGUUUCAAGAUCAAACCAUCUUCCAAAACUCAACCUGUGAUUCCAGAGCUGGGCAGACUUCUAUUUUUUUCCAUCCUUUUCUUCAUUCAGCGUCUUCGGUUUAGGUAGCUAAUGUUCAAUACAUUCUUCAGGGGAGGAAAUAGAUGAGGAAGAGCAGCUUCUCUCGCUCUUUCAAAAGUUGAUUCCUCUGUCUACAUAAAAGUCAUGUGUCUCCAGUGACCCUAAA
Molecule: messenger RNA, 909 nt
Organism: Mastomys coucha (southern multimammate mouse)
Lineage: Eukaryota; Metazoa; Chordata; Mammalia; Rodentia; Muridae
Gene: Ccdc169
Product: coiled-coil domain containing 169
Exons: 8
Coding region: 69-623 (184 amino acids)
Source: RefSeq, a predicted model, not a curated record